Molecule: messenger RNA, 3620 nt
Organism: Aquila chrysaetos chrysaetos
Lineage: Eukaryota; Metazoa; Chordata; Aves; Accipitriformes; Accipitridae
Gene: CKAP4
Product: cytoskeleton associated protein 4
Exons: 2
Coding region: 126-1835 (569 amino acids)
Cellular component (GO): rough endoplasmic reticulum
Source: RefSeq, a predicted model, not a curated record
CGGAGCGCGGCGCUGCCCGGGCCGGCGCCCCCGCCCUCCCUCCAUCCCUCCCUCCAUCCCUCCCUCGCCCGCUCCCGCUGCUCCCGCUCCGCGCACCACGACGACGACGGCGGCGGCGUCCCGCCAUGUCGGCCGCCAAGCACCGGGGCCCUAAGGGGAGCAGCCCGCCCGCCGCCGCCGCCGCCGCCGCCGCCGCCGCCGCCAACGAACGGGGCUCGCAGCCCGGCGGCGCCGAGGAGGCGGCGGCGAAGAAGCCGCCGGCUGCGGCGCACGGCCGGGGCGGCAGGGCCGCCGCGGGGGGCGGAGGGGGCCGCUCCGGCGCUGGCCCCCGCCGCGGCUGGGCGCUGCUGCUGGGCGCCGCGGUGGUCCUGGGCGCCGCGCUGCCCGCCGGCUGGUACGUGAGGCAGCUGCGGGAGGAGGUCGGCCGGAGCGCCCGGGAGAGAGAGGCCUCCGGCCGGCAGCGGCAAGAGCUGGCCGCCACCCUGGACGCCGUGGUGCUGAAGGUGCGUUCCCUUCAAGCCACGUUUGGAGAAUUUGAAUCUAUGAUGAAAAUUGCUCAGCAGAAGCAGGAGGUUACUGAGAAGGCUGUUAAACAAGGGGAGAGUGAAAUAAACCGGAUCAGUGAAGUGCUUCAGAAGCUGCAAAAUGAAAUUUUGAAAGACUUGUCUGACGGCAUCCACAUGGUGAAGGAUGCAAGGGAACGAGACUUCACAUCUCUGGAGAACACGGUGGAAGAGAGACUAACAGAGCUAACCAAGUCUAUAAAUGAUAACAUUGCUGUAUUCACUGAAGUCCAGCAAAGGAGCCAAGAUGAAAUCAACAAUAUGAAAGCAAAGGUUGAUUCACUAGAAGAAGCAGAUGUGUAUAAACAUGAAAUUAAGGUGCUAAAAGAUGCUUUUGAUGAGAUGCAAGCAUCCAUGAAAACCAAAGAAAAGGACAUAGAGACCUUGAAGAGUACAAUAGACUCCAUGGAGUCUGAUGUGUAUACUGAAGUGAAAGAGCUAGUCAACCUCAAACAACAACAUGAGAAAUUCAAAGAGGCUGCAGACACUGAACACCUUUCAUUAAAAGCUUUACAAGAGAAAGUUCUGAGUGCUGAGGAUUCUAUUAGGCAGCUCCCUGGUGACAUUAAAAGACUCGAUGAAGAUUUACUGCGAGUUAAAGCUGACCUUAACAAAUGGGAAGAAAAUGAACUCUUCAGAAAAGCAUUAGAAACUUUUGGGAAGAACAGUGAAGGACUGGAGUCUCGACUGAGGCACAUAGAAGACAGCCUGGAGUCUCUAACUUCCGUUGCUGCUCAAAACAGUGAAAAGUUGCAAUCUUUCCUUUCUAAGGAGACAGAAUACGAGAAUAAGCUCAGUAUCCUGGAACAAAGCAUUACUGCUCUUCAGGGAAUCUCAGAUAUGGACGUAACUUCAGUCACAGACAUUCUGAAAAAUCUUGGUGAAUCACAGACCUCACUGUACAAUGACGUGGAAGACUUGAGGAGAAGCAUCAGUGACCUGCCAUCCGCUGGUGCUCUUCAGGAUGUCCAGAAGCAAAUUAGUACUUUGUUGGAUCAAGGAAAUCUUCAGAUGGGUCAAGCACAUUCUCAAGGCUAUCUUGAAAAAUUUUCUUCUGUGGAAGGUUCUGUAGAUGAACUGAGAUCUUCUGUCAGCCAGGUUGAUUCUGAUUUGAAAAUGAUAAGAACUGCAGUGGAUAGUUUAGUCUCCUACUCAGUGAAAAUUGAAAAUAAUGAGAACAACUUGGAGUCUGUGAAGAGCUCAAUAGAUGACCUGAGGAACGAUCUGGAAAGGUUGUUUGUCAAAGUUGAAAAAAUACAUGAAAAAGUUUAGGCAGCGGUGCUCCUUGUGCAAAUAAUGGAUUAAGGAGAAUAGCUUUUGUAUGCCCAGUUUUUUACUCUUUUUAAAAGCAAUUUGAUACCUCCAAAGAGAAUAAGAAUACUUUAAUAAUAGAGACAGUUCUGCUUAUUUCCUUUAUUUCUCUUUUGUAUAGUGUUUUUGGUUUGGUUUUCUUUUUUGUUAAAUUUUGUUUUAAGAAAACAUGAGUUUAGUUGGGGGUUGAGUUUCAAAGGGCUCAUCUCCUCUGUCAAGUUGUACCGCUGUAACUGUAGUGGUGUAACUAAGGCACUAUAGCCUCGUUAGCAUGGGCACAUAUUUAAUGGCAUGAAGGUGUUUCACACUAUGACACUAGAUAUCCCACACAGAAGGGCUACAGCUGUUCUGGUAUGAAAAGCAUACUGCUGUACACACUGAUAAUUUUACUGGUAUGUUUUGGUUUAAGAAACAAAUGAACAAAACUACAUCCCUAUCUUAAACUGUUUAGACUGGUAAACUUAAGUGUGGACCAGGUUUGAAGCAACUCAUCUGUUUCUGCAGUUUGGGACUCAGCCAUGUGGUCAGUUUCCCAGGUGUCAGCUGAGCUGUAGUGUAUUUCUGUGAGUCCUUAAUCUGUGCCAGGGAGCUAACAAGGGGUUAGCUGACCCCCCCCCCCCACCAAGGGAAGGUUUGAGGUAAGUGGCAUUGCUUGGGGCUAAGACCUAAGACCUAAGAGAGGUGUUCCACCAUGUGGCUGGAGAGAUUAAUUCUUCCUGAUCAUAGGCUUCCUUCCCAGUAUCUUCAGCUGCUGGUGUAAAGGACCAGUGCUCGGAAGGGACAUCUGAAGGAUGUGAUUAGUUUCAAGAGGGUACAGUAAUAUUUUUAUCAUUUUGGGGGGCUAUUUACAUGAUGAGUCUGUGUCUUUCCUGGAAAGACCCAGUUUGUCUGUGAUACAGGAUUUUCUGUAAAAAUGAUCAUGAAUUUGAAUAAGGAAAGAGGAGUAAGAUUGCACCUCUUUUAUUCCAUGUAUAGCAAGCAUGCUAACGAUAAUAGUACACUCCAAAACACACAAGGGGGAAAAUCACCAUGAAAUCAGCAGAAUUGCUUCUAAGGCGUAUACAUUUCAAGUUUUCACACAGCUGACAGUGACCUGAACUCUUGUUACGUAUUCAGGACUUGGUGCCUGACUCGUCACCAUUGUUGUCACCGGGUGCCUGCCUAGGGCAUUGGUAGCAAAGGAUCCUUCUAGGAACUGGUUGAGAGUGAGAAAAACAUGUCAUAAUUCUCUAAAUGUUCAUUUAAAAAUUACUUCUUCAUGGAACUUGCUUGGUUUUCUGUCUUUUUGGAAAGAAUUUCUAAUAUCUCUCCUUUUCAAGUUUACUUUUGAACUUUAUCCAAAGAUUUGGUAAAGGGCUCUGCACACUGAUACUUUGGAAUUAGGUCGUGCGCAUCAUGCCCACCACAGCCUGCGCUAGCCAGAUCCAUGGCUACGUUAGAAGAAUUCCUGGAAACAGCAACUCCCAGAAGUGGUGUGCUUGUGGGAACAGCGCAGGUGAAAAGGAGUUCUCCUUGGUAAAUAAGAUACUGAACCAUACCUGGUGGUGUUCCCACUGUAAAUGGGAAAGAAUUGCUGUCAAAGAAAGAGGGACCCACGGCAUUAAGGUAACUUGUCACUGUUGGAACUGCACUGUUCUUUGUUGACUUCUCAAGUUCUUGAACAAUGUUUAGGUUACUGUGAAAUGAACUGUAUGGCUUAUUUGCGGUAUUUUUAAUACAUAAUAAACAUUUGGAAUAUUCUUUGCA